Messenger RNA from Pseudomassariella vexata, 1598 nucleotides. RefSeq lists its product as uncharacterized. NCBI's taxonomy places the organism in Eukaryota, Fungi, Ascomycota, Sordariomycetes, Amphisphaeriales, Pseudomassariaceae. The transcript has a single exon. Gene Ontology annotation, molecular function: 5-methyltetrahydropteroyltriglutamate-homocysteine S-methyltransferase activity; zinc ion binding. The record is from RefSeq and is a predicted model, not a curated record. Bases 335 to 1534 code for a protein of 399 amino acids.
GGAGCAGUUGCCGGUGUCUAUCCAAGCAUGUGCGUAUUUCUCGGUUAAACCUUGCUAGAUAAAACAUCCGCCAUAUUUAAUCUAAACCAAACGUCGGUGGACCUCACCUCGGACAACUCGGACAUAGUUAUUGGAUCUACGGAAUGAACCCCACAGUAGAUCUUUUCACCUUGGCAUCAGGCUAAUAACAGGUUGAUAAGUCGAAUACCAAUCCAAAGUCAAAGCUUUUAAACUUUAUCCUGGCAUAGGUUGAAGGUUUAUUGCUGCGUUGAACGUCUGAAGCACGAAAGUUUGCCCAUCCCAAGCCGAAGCUUGAUACACUAGACGACCCAAAAUGGCUCCCCUCUUCCGCGCAGACCAGAUUGGGUCUCUCAUCCGCCCUGCCGCUCUCCGCUCUGCCCGCGAAUCGCGAACGAUCUACUCCGACCACUUGGACCAAGACAGCGCCCUGGAGCAAGUCACCCGCGCCUCCAUUAGCGCUGCAGUCCAACAGCAGCUUUCUCUCGGAAUCCGCCCCUUAACUAGCGGCGAGUUUGAACGAACCAUUUUUUUCAGCGGGCUGUUCGAGAAUCUCACCGGCAUGACAGCCGACCCGGCUGUUCCCGUCCCUGACGGUUUCGCGACGGGCUUGCCCCUCUCUAAAUUUUUGCAGGGGAUUGGGGUCAAGACCCAGCCUGCGGUGGUAGCUACAGGGAAGAUUCGCCGGGAAAAGCCUGCAUACCUGGAUGCGUGGAACAUGUUGAAGGCGACGGUGCCGGAGGAGCUGUGGGCUGAGUGCAAGAUGGUGUUGCCGGCUGUUACAUGGCAGCAUUUGCAGCUCAGGGCCGGGACUGCAUAUACUGCUGAGGCGUAUGGAUCGGAUGAGGAGUAUUUCGAAGAUUUGACGAAGGCGUAUCGGGCCGAGAUUAGGGAGCUUUAUGAUGCGGGGCUCAGAAACAUACAGAUUGAUGACCCGCAGCUGUUAUACUUGACGACGGAUAUGUUCCUGGAUGGUUGCAAGGCCGAUGGCGGUGAUCCAGAGAAGUUGCUGGAUUUGUAUAUUAGGGCGCACAAUGCGUGUUUGGAGGGGAAGCCGGAUGAUUUACAUAUCGGUGUGCAUUUUUGCAAGGGAAACAUGCCGGGCGGUAAGGGGUUAUGUGACGCGUCGUAUGAGCGCAUCUCUCAGAGGCUGUUCUCCGAGUUGGGAUAUGAGACCUUUUACCUCGAAUUUGAUGACGAGCGGUCGGGAACCUUUGAGCCCCUACGGCAUGUUCCCGUGGGUAAAAGUGUUGUUUUGGGAGUCGUGUCGACCAAGACCGCUGUGAUGGAGGAUAUUGACGUCUUGGCUAAGAGAGUCGAAGAAGCAGCUGCAGUCAUUGCCUCGUCUCAGGAGCGACCUGCUGCAGAUGUAUUGCAGGACACUCUGGCUGUGAGCCCGCAGUGUGGGUUUUCCAGCUCGACUCGGGGACAUCGGCCAGUUAAUGAAGAAGGUAUGUGGGAGAAACUUGUUCUGCUCAGGGAUCUCGCUAGAAAGCUUUGGAAAGACGCAAUCUAAGAUUGCGGAGUUGAGGUUCUGUUGAUCGGGAGCUACAGACUGUGGUCAUAAAGAAAAGCAUGUU